Colletotrichum spaethianum is the source of this 933-nucleotide messenger RNA. Its product is annotated as O-acetyltransferase anaat. Bases 1 to 933 code for a protein of 310 amino acids. The transcript has a single exon. Gene Ontology annotation, molecular function: acyltransferase activity, transferring groups other than amino-acyl groups. The record is from RefSeq and is a predicted model, not a curated record. NCBI's taxonomy places the organism in Eukaryota, Fungi, Ascomycota, Sordariomycetes, Glomerellales, Glomerellaceae.
AUGUUCGGUGAUGGACAAACCUUCCUAACCUGGACAAAGAUCUGGGCAGAAGAAUGUCGCCGCGCUCAAGGUCUCACCAUCGCGGACCCGUUCAGGCUCGACGAGACUCUUUUGAGGGACCGCCAGCGACUCAUGAAGCCUACUGGCAAGAACCAAGGACGGACCGAAGACCAUCCGGAGUACACCAUUCUCCCUUUCACCCCUCAAGGCAUGCCUCCCAACAUGCUGUCCGAAGACCACCGUGGACAAAUAUUUUACUUCUCGCCAGAGUCUCUUGCCAAACUCAAGUCCGAAGCCUCUCCUACCAAAGCAACAGAGCCUACCAAGCAGAAAUGGAUCUCUACCAACGACGCCCUUUCAGCACUGCUGUGGCGUACAGUGAUGGCUGUUCAAUCGCCUCUCAAGAAUCUUGAAGGCGACCCGGUUUCGGUCUUUAACAUUGCAAUCAACGGCCGUCUCCGUACAGACCCACCGGUGCACCCCGAUACGAUGGGCUGCUUUCUAGGUUAUGUCGCCGCAUCAGUCCCGAUCCGCAAGAUGCUCGGCUCUGCGAGCUUAGCGGAUUUGGCCAUCUUGAUCCGGCAAGCCCUGAUACGAGCCGACAACCAGUUCGUUGACGAUGUAGCGACACUCAUUGACAAGGUGGAAGAUGUCAACCGCGUACUUCCCACUGCGAUGCUCGAUGUUCCGGGCAACAACUGCAUCCAAACAUCUUGGGUCGACUUCUCUCUUUAUGAUGUCCAAUGGGGGCCAGUGCUCGGCGACAAGAUCCAGGCCGUCCGCGCCCCUCAUAUAGGAGUUAUAAACGGACUGCAGGUAGUCAUGCCUAUCUUGCCAGAUGGCGGGAUGGAGAUUUUGAUUGGAGUUGAGAAGAGCUGUCUGGACAAGUUGCUGCAUGAGCCAUUGUGGAUGAAGUUCGCCGAGGCGAGAUAG